AUGGUCAAGUUGUAUUUGGAAACUGGAAAAGUUGCAUUUAUUGGUCACCCCGGAGUCACAACUUCGCUGAGAUGUCUUAACGAUGUAGUAAUGUACGCGCCCGCUACCGCGGCCAUAUUUUUUGCCGCGCUAACCACCCUGCCUUGCAAAGGUACCGACGCAGAUACAUCGACAGUACCCGAUAAGCCAGAAGUAUUCCAGCCAAGUGUCAACAUGUUUUACCAAAUGCUCCACGGCUCGAUCAAUGAGACGAAACCGGACUCCAUGCCUAGCUUCGCGUAUAUAAAUCCUAUAGACAAAUUCGUAUGCUGUCGUGAUGUUCCAGAAGAUGCAAACGAGACAGAUAGGUUUAAUGGUGCUAUUCCAAGUGUUAAGAAGCAUAGAAAGAGACGGGUAGAUAUUAUACGGCAAAAUGAAAAUGCUACCUACGCGCGUAGGGUGGAACUGACGACGAUGGUCUCUUUUGAAAGGAGGAGAAAACCGGGGGAAACCGGAUCUAGUGCCCCGUUGCUGAAUUAUAUCUUCGAUACAUAUACUAACACGCAUCAACAUAGAAAUGAAAGACCAGGCAAUGGAAACAGUAUCUACGUAGCUGCAGCACCAGAGAUCGAGGCUCUGGUCGGCUCAACAGCAUACAUGGACUGCAAAGUGGACGCCCUUCAUGAUAAACUGGUGUCUUGGGUUCGUCGGAAAAGUGAUGAAACGCCUAUGGAGUUGUUGACGACCGGAACUCAACUUUAUACAGCUGAUAAUAGGUAUUCGGCCCGCUUUAUCCCACCAGACAUCUGGAGAUUAGAAGUCAAGUCGGUCCGGCCUACGGACGCGGCCUUUUACGAUUGUCAGUUAUCAGCACAUCCACCUAGAACCGCAAGGGUCACACUUCGAGUCCCAGAAGUGUCUGUGCGCAUCGUUGAUGGCGCCGGAGCGCUAGUCUCCGAGCAAGUGUGUGAAGUUGGCAGCACCGUGGCACUUCGCUGUGAAGUGAGAGGGCUGAAGAUGGAAGGUGGGCCCUCACUGCUGUGGCAUAGGAGGGAGUUCCUACUCAAUGACGAUACGACUCGUGGCGGUAUCAGUGUUCGCACGGAGUUUGGUGCGAAUGGCGCGAAUUCCGUUCUACGCGUUGCACGUGUGCGAGGCGCUGACGCUGGGCGGUAUUCGUGCAGCGUCGCGCGCGCACCUCCGCCCGCCCCACCGCCAGCGCACGUUAUGUUACACGUGAUCAAAGGUGAGAGUCUAGCUGAACUGCAUCAAGGCGUCAAUUCUACUAAAGUCAACUACACCAUCGUAAUAAUAUUGACGCUGUGCGUCAUUUUACAAGCUAUCUACAUUAUUUAA
Messenger RNA from Leptosia nina, 1335 nucleotides. Lineage: Eukaryota; Metazoa; Arthropoda; Insecta; Lepidoptera; Pieridae. The record is from the annotation of a GenBank genome assembly.